GCGUGUUCCCUCCGAUGAUCCAUCUUCUUCCCCCUCCCCUCGUGCUCUGCUCUGCUCCUCCCGUCACCACGUCUUCGGCUCUUCCCCCUCCCUCCCAACCCCGUCUCGUCUCAUUCACAAGUGAGACGAGACGACCAGGAAUUCUUCCUCCUCCCUCGUCGUCUCGUCUUCUCACCAGCGUUUCGUGGACCAAGUGAAGAAAAUUCGGGCGCAGACAAAUACUACUGUAUGUCUAUAAUAAUAGUACUAAAAGAAGCAGUCUUUGCUUCGCAGCUUCUUGGUUGGUGACCCAGCAGAGGAGGAGUGGGGGAGAAAAAUAUCAGCCGAGCUCCCACCUUUGACCGCUGCCGCCGCCGCCGUGCUCGCUGCAUAGCCCCGCAGGCGCAGCCCCCGAGCUUUCUCUUCCCCCGUCUCUUCCCGGAUCGGAGCUCCCUUCCCCGGGACAUCGCCGGCCGCCUCCCCUCGGAUCAGCUCCACCUCCGCAAGAUAGGCGAGGUCCUGCUGCAUUGCAGCAAUGAGGUGCCUGCCUUUCUUGCAUGGAGAGGUCAAAGGGGAGGAUCCUGUCACCAUGUCUGCAUCUGUACGGUCCAUCAGCACAACAUCAACGGAGCGUGAUGUCCGCUCCGGUUCAGACUUCACCUCCUUGAAUGUAUCCGACAUGAGCGCCGAGUCAAUAAGGAGGACACAGUACCCCAGCUUCACUGACCGGCCGUCUAACCUGAGGGUGUUCUCCUUCUCUGAAUUGAAGAGUGCCACGCGCAACUUCAGCCGGUCACUCAUGGUUGGCGAGGGUGGCUUUGGCUGUGUGUACAGGGGCAUCAUCAAGUCAUCUGACGAACCUAGUGAACGAAUUGAGAUUGCUGUUAAGCAGUUGAAUCGUAAAGGACUUCAGGGGCAGAAGGAGUGGUUAACAGAGAUGAAUGUGCUUGGAAUUGUUGACCAUGCAAACCUAGUUAAAUUAAUAGGCUACUGUGCUGAUGAUGAUGAGCGGGGAGUACAACGCCUUCUAGUGUAUGAAUAUAUGCCUAAUGGAAGUGUGGACGAUCACUUGUCGAGUAGGUCAACGUCAACUCUAUCAUGGCCUAUGAGACUAAAAGUAGCUCUUGAUUCUGCCCGGGGACUGAAGUAUCUGCAUGAAGAAAUGGAAUUCCAGGUCAUUUUUCGAGAUCUGAAAACAUCUAACAUUCUGUUGGAUGAGAACUGGAACGCCAAAUUGUCAGACUUUGGUUUGGCUAGGCAUGGACCAACGGAAGGUCUGACCCAUGUCUCCACAGCGACAUGAAGAACAGAGCCAAAACUUUUGAGAAUGGGAACUCAAGUAAUACAAUGGUGUGGCUUCAUCAAAACAUUAAGAAGUAGUAAUUUCAUUUCUCAAGCAGCUUCAGAAUCUAGCAUAUUGUAGCCAAAUUACAAGGGCAAGAAAAAAGUUGCCUAUUUUUGUGUGGGUUGGUGCUAUCAGUCGUGUGUACACCCUGUGGUUGGUUUAUGGUCGUGUUCCUGCGUGGGCAAGUCAAUUAUUUCGAUAGCCUCUUGUAUUUUUUUUUUCCUUUUGUUAUCCUGCUUUCCUUCUAAUAAACUUUCACGGCAAAACUCUUGUCGUCAUUUUGGAAAAAAAAAGUACUGGAGUUUUGGUUUAAACCAUGUUUGCGAAGUUGCCAGCUACCACAACAAACAAUUCAAUAGAGGACUUUCAGGGUUCACCCUGUUUGAUGGUUC
This is a messenger RNA of Panicum hallii, 1716 nucleotides long. Its product is annotated as serine/threonine-protein kinase PCRK1-like. Bases 515 to 1282 code for a protein of 255 amino acids. The transcript has 6 exons. The record is from RefSeq and is a predicted model, not a curated record. Gene Ontology annotation, biological process: protein phosphorylation. Gene Ontology annotation, molecular function: ATP binding; protein kinase activity. NCBI's taxonomy places the organism in Eukaryota, Viridiplantae, Streptophyta, Magnoliopsida, Poales, Poaceae.